This is a messenger RNA of Candida dubliniensis CD36, 276 nucleotides long. Its product is annotated as mitochondrial 54S ribosomal protein mL53. Gene Ontology annotation, cellular component: mitochondrial large ribosomal subunit. The record is from RefSeq and is a predicted model, not a curated record. Gene Ontology annotation, molecular function: structural constituent of ribosome. Lineage: Eukaryota; Fungi; Ascomycota; Pichiomycetes; Serinales; Debaryomycetaceae. The transcript has a single exon. The coding region runs from base 1 to 276 and encodes 91 amino acids.
AUGAUAACAAAAUACUUUGCUAAUGUGCUGGUGAAAUUCAACCCUUUUUCAAAUGCUGGUAAAAGUGCGAGAUUGUUUCUUUCAAGAGUUCCAUCAGGCACAAAAAUUGACUGUAAAGUCUUGACAAAACCAUCUGACAUCCAAGAAAUUAAAGUCGUUUUCAAAGAUAAACAUGUAAUGACUGCUAAUCCAGCUACAAUGAGAUUAGCAGAUUUAUCUGACUAUUUUGAUAUACAUUCCAGAAAGUUAGCCAUUAAAGAUUCUAUCCAAGAUUAA